Molecule: messenger RNA, 4360 nt
Organism: Carassius auratus (goldfish)
Lineage: Eukaryota; Metazoa; Chordata; Actinopteri; Cypriniformes; Cyprinidae
Exons: 10
Coding region: 264-905 (213 amino acids)
Source: RefSeq, a predicted model, not a curated record
GCGGAAUGGCAAGAUUUAAUUAUACUCAAGUAAUUAUAUUCAAAACGUGCUCAUGCAGACGUUACCGUUGAUGUCGCUUUAAGAAAAUUUCCCUCGCUUGGCUUGAGUUGUUCAGUUUGCGAUUGCGAUUGAUGCGGGCGUGCUCUGACGGAACCUCGCACGGUUUUCAACGCGGAGUCUGUUUUGGAGUUAAUAUUUCUCAGCCCGCUAAAAAUGCUUGCGUCAGACUGGCUGGUGUAAGUUAACGUUCGUUGGCCUGCAGGAUGGAGCUGACUAGAAUGUCUACAGCUAAAUUAAUAAAGGAGUUAAUACAAUUUGGUAUCGAAGUCACUGAAGAGGAGAGGAAAAAGUUUGAAGACAAUGAUGUGGAUGGAGAGACUGUUGACAUCGGACUGACUGAGUCAAUGAUUUCAUUCCUCUUUGAGGGAUCAUUUAAAAAACAAGCAAAAUUUCAUCGAUUUGUUCAGCAGAUGAAGGAGACAGUGACAUUAACUCUUGAACCUGUGCCUGUAGAAAGCCAGUCAAGAGCUGGAGCAAGUAAUAUCAGCCCAUCAACAGCUUUCCCUGCAUUUUUUGAAGUUCCGAAGUUUCCAUUUGAUGUUCAGGCCAAAUUGGACCGAAAAGAAUGCAGACUAACGUCAUCCGACCGAAACAAAAUUAUUAGAACGUUGUAUGAAAGCAUGGCUCAGUACAAAAUGUAUCCAACUACAGAAGAGUAUGUUCAAGUGGCUAAGGCCCUGACUCUGAGGUAUCCCUUUUUAAAAGACAAAGAGGGCAAUGGAUAUCACACUUGGCACAUGUCUCUGAAACGCAAGUUUAAAUUUGAGCGGACACCUUUGGCUGAAGUUGAAGAAGUGAAAAGACUUAAACAGAAGUUUGGUCAUUCAAAAAAGUCUGCAACCUGAAGAAAGCAGUUGCAAAGAAAUUACAAGGCCUUUGAUUAAUGCUGUUGGAGAGGAUGCUACAUCAAUAGAGGGACAUGUGAAAGUCCUGCAGGACCAAUAUAGAAGGACACAGCCAGAGACUCACAUUGUUGAAGAUCGAAUGAGGAGGACCUUUGCCUGGAGGCGGCAGGAGAUUACUAGUGGUAUGACUGUUGAAGAUGUCGUCAACAAAUAUCCAUUCUUGAAGAGUCCAUCAGGGCUUUAUCAAGAAAUUGGUUUCCUGUAUAAAUGUGUUCAACUGAGCCGCCAUUUUCGAGAACAUUUUGGACACAUUACAUCCAGCGUGCUACGGCUCGCUCAAGGGAAAUCCCCUCUAGCAAAGCUGCACAAAGAAGCUAGAGAAGAAUCUCUCUGUGAAGACCAUCUUGGAAUUGAUUUUAAAGCAGCACUUCUCAUGUUGCCAGCCUUGUUCAGAGAGAAACUUGAACAUUUCAUUGUGCUUGGAGAGAGUGAACCAUCCUCACCAUAUCCUACUGUUCAAGUACAGGAGACCACUGACUGGAAAACUGUGUUUACAAGAAGAGUCACUGCAGUCAUCAAAGUUGAUGGGAUCGAAAUCUGCCAGGCAAACGGUGUGGAUGAAGGGGCUCUUGCAGCAUUUUGUGCUUAUUUCGUCUUCAAUUUGACAUAUCCAUCCCACCUGAAGAACACCCUGGUGUUUCUUCAGCGGUAUGUUUUGAAACUUACUGUGGAUGGUGACAAGCCUCUACCUACCCCAGUUACCAGAAUAAUUAAUCUCUUAUAGUAACAUCAGCAAAAAUGCCCCGCCUCUUCAAUUGCCCUAAAUGUUCUCGAAGAACAUUUACAAUCAUCAAAUUAAUCCAGCACAUUGGUCUCAUUCAUGCACAUGAGGCAAAUUUUUCAAUAACUUGUGGUCUUAAUGACUGUCAGAGAUCAUUCACGAAGUAUGCGUCCUUUAGAUGUCAUGUUUACCGAAAGCAUAAAAAUACGGUGUUACAACAGACUACUACUACGACUACUGACCCUCUGCCUCUGCUUGAGGAGGUUGAGAAAGAAUGUACUACUAAUGUUGCUUUUUCAGCGCCCCCAAACAUGAAUGAGCUGUUGCAGCAAUUUAGAGAGAACCUUUUUGCCUUCACAUUGAAAUGCAGAGAAAAAAAUCACUUGCCUCAGUCAGUACAGCAAGAAAUUUUGGAUGAUGUUAAUUUCCUGUUUAGUUUUUUCAAAGAGAACUAUGAUGAAUUUCUUGCAUAUCAUCUAGAAAAAAAAUGGCUUUGAUCUUGCAGCCUGUCCAGAACUUCAAGAAGUGCUACAGUCCCCAGACUUUUUUUCAGAGGCCUCAAGACUUGUUAGGUCUCCACAUAUGUUAAAAGAGUUUUGUAAAGAAAAGUUUGAGAUGACUGAACCCAUACAGUACACGCUAAGAGACCCAAGUGGUAACAAGACUGGAAGUUACUCUUAUGUUCCUAUUUGUGAGGUAUUAAGGAAAUACUGUUCUCAUGAGGACAUUUGGGACCAAAUACAAGCUGAGCUGAAUAUAGAAAAAGAUGAACUUGUUCUGAAUGAUUAUCGAGAUGGACUUCAUUUCAAAAACCACAAAAUAUUUGCAGGUAACCCACAAGCACUAAGGUUACAUUUUUAUGAAGACGAAUUCGAAGUAUGUAAUCCCCUGGGGUCUAAACGCAACAAGCACAAACUGUUCGCAAUUUACUAUACCGUUGGAAAUGUGGGUACCAAGUAUUGCUCUCAGUUAAAACAUAUGCAUUUAGCUUUACUUGUUCGCUACUGCCAUGUGAAACAAUUUGGACUAGAUGAAAUUUUGAAGCCAUUGAUAGAUGAUCUUAAAAAGCUUUCAUCAGAAGGAAUUAAUGUUCUUGUUGAUGGUUCAGAAAAAAAUGUUUGUGCAGCUGUUGCAGUUAUAUCUGCUGAUAACCUUUCCUCUCACUUAAUAGGUGGAUUCAGUAUGUCUUUUAAUGUUGGUAGAAUUUGUAGGUACUGCAUGGCCACACAUGGUGACAUUAAGAGAUGUUUUAAUGAAUCUGACUUUGUUUUAAGAACUGCGGAUGUCCACAGAUACCACUUAGAGUGUGUGAAGGAAAAUCCAGACACUAAAGCCAUUUAUGGUGUCACGUGAGGCUGUCCUUUUGACAAACUAGACUACUUUGAUGUUACAACGUCACUACCUCCGGAUGUGAUGCACGACUUUCUAGAAGGUGUAGUUCCUUUAGUGUUGCGCCUUGUUUUAAGUAAAGCUCACAGAGAGAAAGUCAUAACCAUACAAGAGUUCAAUGAAGAGCUGAGAAAACUUACUAUUGGACAGAAUGAUAAGAAAAAUAAGCCAGCUCCUCUUUCUGAAAAACUUCUACGCAGCUGCAGUAUAGUAGGAUCUGCCUCACAGAAAUGGUGUUUAUUUCGCCUGCUGCCCUUCUUGGUAGCACACAGAAUUCCUGAGGGCUGUAGCUACUGGCAUGUCUACCUACUUUGUCGUGAAAUUUCUGACAUUGUAAUGGCACCAGCUGUAAAAAAAGAAUGGCUUCCCACUCUUGAUCUUUUAGUUUCUGAGUUUUUGUCAUGUACAGUUAAAGAAUUUGGUGAUGUUCUUACUCCAAAAUGUCAUUAUUUAAUCCAUUACUCUCGUUUGAUGUUAUGUUAUGGGCCUUUGCGUUCUUUAUGGUGUUUAAGAUUUGAAGGAAAACAUCAAUAUUUUAAACAGGUUGCCAGCACGUGUAGAAAUUUUGUUAACAUUUCAUCCACUUUAAGUAAUCGACAUCAACACAGACAAUGUUGGGAAUUGUCUUCUGUUAAUAUGUUGGGGGAAUAUGAGAGAGUUGCUGGAUGUUGUGUGAGCACACAAUUUCGAUCUUUGCCUGUGGCUCUACAGCAUUCAGUGAAGGCAAAUUAGAAGUACAGCCAUGUCAAUUUUGAAGGCAAACAACUUCAACGAGUAACAGAAGUAGUGCUUAAUGAUGUCAAAUACUGUGUUAAAGAUGUGUUUACUGUGGGUCAUCUGCAUGCAGAAGCUGUUCCACUGUUUUUUUUCAGAUUAAGUACAUUCUUAACAUAGACACAGACUGGUUAUUGUGUGGCAAGCUUUUAAUUCCGGUUUCUUUUUGUCGUCAUUUUUAUUCAUACUGUGUGAAAUGUGAGAAUGAAUGGACUGUCCUCUUGCCAGGUGAAGAGGUUGAUUACCAGGCAUUAGACACGUACCACGUUGAUGACAAGUUAUUUAUUAGCACUAGAUACACUUGCUGAAGACAAACUGCUGAAAACCUCAAAAUGUGCAGUACUUGAUGUAGCCUGUGUAAUAAGUCUGUUUUACUUGUUUGAUGAGUUUUUCUGAGUUUUUCAUUGAAUAGCUAGUUUUUUCUUGACAUGCUUGCUGUUGUGAGAUGUAAUGAAAUCUUUUUAAAAGAACAUUUCUAAAUAAAAUUGACUAUUUGUUAGCCAAGGUAUUU